Molecule: messenger RNA, 4903 nt
Organism: Tachyglossus aculeatus (Australian echidna)
Lineage: Eukaryota; Metazoa; Chordata; Mammalia; Monotremata; Tachyglossidae
Gene: NEO1
Product: neogenin 1
Exons: 28
Coding region: 84-4124 (1346 amino acids)
Biological process (GO): cell-cell adhesion
Cellular component (GO): membrane
Molecular function (GO): protein binding
Source: RefSeq, a predicted model, not a curated record
UUCCCGAUGGAUCUUUAUUAAUAAACAGCGUGGUACAUUCUAAGCAUAAUAAACCCGAUGAAGGAUAUUAUCAGUGUGUGGCUAUGGUGGAAGGUCUUGGAACCAUCGUAAGCAGAACAGCAAAGCUCACGGUAGCAGGUCUUCCAAGGUUUGCCAAUCAGCCAGAAUCAUCAUCUGUCUACGCAGGAAAUGGUGCAAUUCUUAACUGUGAAAUCAAUGCUGAUUUGGUCCCCUUUGUAAGAUGGGAGCAAGACCGUCAGCCAGUCCUUUUGGAUGACAGAGUAAUCAAACUCCUGAAUGGAGCUCUCAUUAUCAGCAAUGUUUCAGAGGAGGAUGGAGGACUCUAUCGUUGCGUAGUUGAAAGUGGUGGACCACCUAAGUAUAGUGAUGAGGCAGAGCUGAAAGUCCUUUCAGAUUCCGAGGUUCCAUCCAAACUGAUAUUCCUGAAGCCACCAAUUCCAACCAUCAGAGUUACUGGGCAAAGUGCAAUCUUGCCAUGUGUUGCUUCCGGAUUUCCAACUCCAAUUAUUAGAUGGACUAGAAAUGAGGAGGCUCUUAUCACAGAAGGCUCUGAAAAAUUGGCGCUGCUGGCAGGAGGGAGUCUAGAGAUCAAUGAUAUUGUGGAAGAAGAUGCUGGGAUCUAUACCUGCAUAGCCGAUAAUGGAAAUGAGACAAUUGAGGCUAAAGCAGACCUUACAGUGCAAGUUCCACCGGAAUUCCUGAAGAGGCCUACUAACAUAUAUGCCCAUGAGUCCAUGGAUAUUUUAUUCGAAUGUGAAGUGAAUGGGAAGCCAACUCCAACUGUAAAAUGGGUCAAGAAUGGGGAGAUGGUGAUUCCCAGUGAUUACUUCAAGAUUGUGAAGGAACAUAACCUGCAGGUUUUGGGUCUGGUGAAAUCCGAUGAAGGAUUCUAUCAGUGCAUUGCUGAAAAUGAUGUUGGAAAUGCCCAGGCUGGAGCCCAACUGAUAAUACUUGAUCACGAUGUUGCCAUCCCAACAUUACCUCCCACUUCACUGACCAGUGCCACUACUGACCAUCUAGCACCAGCCACAACUGGACCACUGCCUUCAGCUCCUCGGGAUGUCGUGGCCUCCCUCGUUUCAACUCGUUUCAUCAAAAUGACGUGGCGGACCCCUGCAUCUGAUCCUCAUGGAGACAACCUCACCUACUCAGUGUUUUACGCCAAGGAAGGUGUAAAUAGGGAACGCAUUGAAAAUACUACUCGGCCAGGGGAAAUGCAAGUGACAAUCCAAAAUCUGAUGCCAGAGACGGUCUAUAUCUUCAGAGUAGUGGCUCAAAACAAACAUGGAUCUGGAGAAAGCUCAGCCCCACUAAAGGUUGAAACCCAGCCUGAGGUUCAGCUCCCUGGGCCGGCACCAAACAUUCGAGCAUAUGCUACUUCACCUACCUCAACAACCGUUACAUGGGAAACGCCGUUGUCCGGCAAUGGUGAAAUCCAGAAUUACAAGCUGUAUUACAUGGAGAAAGGGACAGAUAAUGAGCAGGACGUUGAUGUUGGCAGUCGUUCCUACACUAUUAAUGGCUUGAAAAAGUAUACAGAGUACAGUUUCCGUGUGGUGGCCUACAAUAAACACGGUCCAGGAGUCUCCACCGAAGAUGUUGUUGUUCGAACAUUGUCAGAUGUUCCCAGUGCCGCACCACAGAAUCUGACCUUGGAAGUGAGAAACUCCAAGAGUAUCAUGAUUCAGUGGCAGCCCCCUCCUCCAGGGACACACAAUGGUCAAAUUACUGGAUACAAGAUCCGCUACCGGAGAAUCUCUCGCAAGAGUGAUGUUACGGAGAGCAUUGGAGGGACACAACUUUUUCAGUUAAUUGAGGGUCUUGAGCGGGGUACUGAAUACAGCUUCCGAGUGGCUGCCCUAACAGUCAAUGGUACAGGACCUGCCACUGACUGGGUGUCGGGAGAAACCUUUGAAAGUGACCUGGAUGAAAGUCGGGUUCCUGAAGUGCCAAGUUCCCUUCACGUCCGCCCCCUUGUUACUAGUAUUGUAGUGAGCUGGACUCCUCCUGAAAAUCAGAACAUAGUAGUGAGAGGAUAUGCUAUAGGAUAUGGCAUUGGCAGCCCGCAUGCGCAGACAAUAAAAGUGGAUUAUAAGCAACGUUAUUACACCAUUGAAAAUUUAGAUCCAAGCUCCCAUUAUGUCAUAACCCUGAAAGCAUUUAACAAUGUUGGUGAAGGAAUCCCACUCUAUGAAAGUGCAGUGACCAGGCCUCAUACAGAUACUUCUGAAGUUGAUUUAUUUGUUAUUAAUGCUCCAUACACUCCAGUGCCAGAUCCCACCCCCAUGAUGCCACCGGUGGGAGUUCAGGCUUCCAUAUUGAGCCAUGAUACCAUAAGGAUCACAUGGGCGGACAACUCUCUGCCAAAGCACCAGAAGAUCACAGACUCCCGCUACUACACAGUCCGCUGGAAAACUAACAUCCCUGCAAACACCAAGUACAAGACUGCCAAUGCAACCACAUUGAACUACUUAGUGACUGGGUUAAAGCCAAACACUCUCUACGAAUUUUCUGUGAUGGUGACUAAAGGUCGAAGAUCAAGUACGUGGAGUAUGACAGCCCAUGGGACCACCUUUGAACUAGUUCCUACUUCUCCACCAAAAGAUGUGACUGUUGUGAGUAAAGAGGGGAAGCCUAGAACCAUAAUUGUGAACUGGCAACCUCCUUCAGAAGCUAAUGGCAAAAUCACAGGGUACAUCAUUUACUACAGUACAGAUGUGAAUGCUGAAAUUCAUGACUGGGUUAUUGAACCUGUAGUAGGAAACAGACUGACCCACCAAAUCCAAGAGUUAACCCUUGAUACUCCAUACUACUUUAAAAUCCAAGCCCGAAACUCUAAGGGCAUGGGGCCCAUGUCGGAAGCAGUCCAGUUUAGAACGCCUAAAGCUGACUCCUCUGAUAAAAUGCCUAAUGAUCAAGCUUCAGGAUCUCCAGGAAAAGGAAAUCGGCCACCUGAUACAGACUACAAAGCACCAAUGGGCGGUAAUAAUAGCCCCCAUGGGAGUCCCACCUCACCUCUAGAUAGCAAUAUGCUUCUAGUCAUUAUAGUUUCUGUUGGCGUCAUCACUAUUGUGGUGGUCGUGAUUGUGGCUGUCUUCUGUACUCGUCGUACCACCUCUCACCAAAAAAAAAAACGGGCUGCUUGCAAGUCAGUGAAUGGAUCCCAUAAAUACAAAGGAAACUCCAAGGAUGUCAAGCCUCCAGACCUUUGGAUCCAUCAUGAGAGACUGGAGCUAAAACCCAUUGAUAAAUCCCCAGACCCAAACCCCAUCAUGACUGAUACCCCAAUCCCUCGCAACUCCCAGGAUAUCACGCCAGUAGACAAUUCUAUGGACAGCAAUAUCCAUCAAAGACGAAACUCUUACAGAGGGCAUGAAUCAGAGGACAGCAUGUCUACCCUGGCAGGAAGACGAGGAAUGAGACCAAAAAUGAUGAUGCCAUUUGACUCACAGCCUCCCCAGCCCGUGAUUAGUGCUCAUCCCAUCCAUUCACUCGAUAACCCUCACCAUCAUUUCCACUCCAGCAGCCUCGCUUCUCCGACCCGCAGCUAUCUUCAUCAUCAGGUCAACCCCUGGCCUAUUGGCACUUCCAUGUCCCAUUCAGACAGGGCCAAUUCCACAGAAUCAGUUAGAAAUACACCCAGUACAGACACCAUGCCAGCUUCCUCAUCUCAGACGUGUUGUACUGACCAUCAAGAUCCAGAAGGUGCCACAGGAUCCUCUUACUUGGCCAGCUCCCAGGAGGAAGAUUCAGGCCAAAGCCUGCCAACUGCCCAUGUUCGUCCCUCUCACCCUCUGAAGAGUUUUGCUGUGCCAGCAGUGCCACCUUCAAGUUCCACAUAUGACCCUGCAUUACCAAGCACACCGUUACUGUCCCAGCAAGCUCCUAACCAUCAAGUUCACUCAGUGAAGACAGCAUCGAUUGGAACUCUCGGAAGAACCCGGCCUCCUAUGCCAGUGGUAGUUCCCAGUGCUCCUGAGGUGCAAGAAACCACCAGGAUGCUUGAUGAUUCAGAAAGUAGUUACGAACCGGAUGAGCUGACCAAAGAAAUGGCCCACCUGGAAGGACUAAUGAAGGACCUUAAUGCCAUCACGACAGCAUGACAGCCUUCACUGGGGUACGACUCCAAACCCAGUUUCGUAAUAUUGGGACUCGGCCUUGGAAGACAAGGAAUUGUACAGAGUAAGAGAGGACAGCACACGAGAACAAGCAAACCAGCAAGUGCGGUCAUUUGGAUGCUGUUUAAGAAGAUGACCCCCCCUCGUCGUUGUCGUCGUUCUGAAGUGAAGUCAUUGCCAGGUUGAAUUCCAUCUGCCUGCUGAGACCACUUGGGGUCGGAUACACAACGCUGAAAUCUUGUGUCCCAACAAAAGGGAAAAAAGUGGAAUCUGCAUUUUGUUUCUGGUCAGGUUUUUGUCUCAAUGCUGUGACUGCACCACCUUAAUUGAGUGUUGGACAUUGGCAUCUAUGUACAAUUUUUAUUUGUGUUUUUAUUUUAUUUUAUCUUUUUUUUAUAAAAAGGAAAAACUGUGUAAUCUGAAAAAAAAAAAACAAACCAGAAAGUUUGUGUUGUUUUCCACAGCCUGGCCUGACAUUGACUGCUUGUUUCUGUUGUGUAUGGGAAUUCAUUGACAGUGUGGUUUGUUCUGGGUUGGUAUUUUUUGUUUCAUUUUUAUUCUAAGUAAUUUCAUCCUCUCCUAGCAGUUAGUCCAUCAUUUUGGGGUGGGAGGGGGGUGGAGGGGGAGGGAUGUUGCAUUGCUAUUUGUAAGCUUUUUUAUUAUUAUUAUUUUUUUAUUAUAAUUAUUAAAGGCCUGACUUUCUCCUCUCAUCACUGUGAGAUUACAGAUCUAUUUGAUUGAAAUGUAACAUUGAAAGACUUGUC